AUGAAGCUGCCUGCAGUAUGCUCGCUUGUGGGUGCUUUCGUGAUGCCAUGGGUCGCCAGAAGCUGCAGCGUUUCAGGCGACUGGCAGGAGACCUCUCCAGCAGAGCAGUGGGGGGCGGCUUCUUACGUAAUCUCCGGGGUUUCCGAUGGGCUGAGUGGUUGUGGCAUUCUUUCUGCUGAUCAGCAAUACAGACCAGAAGAUGCAGCCCUCUUCAAUGCAUCGGGACCUUGUGUGCCGACAGAAGCGGGGUACCUUGUCCUUGUCCGCAAUUUGACCUUCACGAAGGGUUCGAUCUCGAACUGCAGCGAGAUUGUGGUGGGCGGCUUCAGCGGGAGAAGCGCCUGCGGCGUGGACCCACCAAGUGUCAACUCGACGGGGACCUUCUUCCUUUGCAACGUAGUUGUUGAGGGGGGAGUUUGCAGAGGCAUGCUGAACCAAGAAGGCAACAUCCACCUCGGAUUCGUUUCAGAGGCUGUUCCGGUGCCGGCUAGCACUCUCUGCCCGCAGGACGGAACCUGCUAUGACGUGACGCGGUGCUCCGCCGGGUCACUCUCGAACAGCCAUUGGAUCACAAUGAUACCGAGCCUCUUGGGCGUUCUGCUCAUGCACGACCAGCUGCCGGAAGCGAAGACAUGGAGAGAGUUGCGCAGAGAUCCGCGCUUCGACCACAGCCCGGGCAGCAAAUGGCGGACCCAGCUUUUGCCUCAGGAGGAGUCCCAGGAUCCCAAGCGCAUUCAGAUCAGCUUGGUCAAGAGCCAGUCCAUCCAGAGACUCUUGUACCUCCUGGAUGCAGGAGACAUGGAGAGGUGGACUCCGGUGAACUUAGCCACCGCCUGGCAUCGGCUCGCGAAGUUCUCGCGGAACGAGGCUCGCAAGGAGCAGCCCGAGGAGCGGGAAAUGCACGCCUGGCCGAAGCUUUACAAGAAGUGGAAGGGGAAGCCUCCGAUGUCCUUCGAGGGCUGGCGGCUAUCCAGGACUGAGUUGCGGGAUGUGUUCAACAAGUAUGAGCAGGCCAUUGAGAAAGAUGCGUACAACCUGCUGCAGCCCAGCAAGCUUGAGCGGAAACUCCUUGGCGAGGACAUCAUCGAUCGAAGAGUCAAACUUAUCCGCAAGGCCCGCGACGUAAACCGGGACUUUGUGGAUGAGGUGAUUGAGGACCUGCCCGACAUCAUGGCUGGUCCGGAUGCUGGCAUACCUCCGGCACGGCCCGUCGCAGAGGUUCGCAAGCUCCCGGAUGGAGUCGAUACCCUCCCAGGAACUGCCUACGGUAUGGGACUCGGAUUACGC
Messenger RNA from Symbiodinium sp. CCMP2592, 1287 nucleotides. Lineage: Eukaryota; Dinophyceae; Suessiales; Symbiodiniaceae. The record is from the annotation of a GenBank genome assembly.